Molecule: messenger RNA, 803 nt
Organism: Penaeus monodon (black tiger shrimp)
Lineage: Eukaryota; Metazoa; Arthropoda; Malacostraca; Decapoda; Penaeidae
Exons: 2
Coding region: 495-803 (102 amino acids)
Source: RefSeq, a predicted model, not a curated record
CAGUCCAGAUGUGGGUGACCUGAUACGACCUUUUGACGACCUGGAGACUCAUAGACGACCUGAUCUACUGUGAACUGGAUACCUGACGAUUUUUCAAAAAUAUUUUUUUCAUAUAUUUCUCUGAUUAUUUGUUUUCUUGACUGGAGAUUUUUGAGGUUCAUACUUACCUCCGACUUACGACUUAUGACUGACGAACGACUCUGACUGAAAAAAGGAAACAAUCAAAUAGAAAAGCCAGACGGCUGACGAUUUUUUUUUUACUUGCAACUGACCUUGAACACCAAAUUCACUAACGACUUCUUGCGCCUAAAUCUCCGACAGACGAAACUUAUAAUUUCCUUGACUGAGGACCCUAGCAACUGAUGACAUCUUACGACCAUUUUAUUGAUGCCUCUUGACUGACAAUGACCAGGAUGACUACGAGGACGACCCCCACUUGAGGACUGGAGUGUGACAGCCACCCUCCGAAGUCAAGGACGACUCGCGGCGACAUUAUGUCUACUCGUGGGCGUCGACUCCCGCCCAUACCACAGGGUCAGAUCACAGACAUACCCGGGAUGGUGCCAACUGCGGUGCCAAAUACAACGCCAAAAGUUUCGUCAACUGCGGUGCCAAAUAUGGUGACGAAUUCAGUGCCAAAAGUGAUGUCAACUUCGGUGCCAAACUUGGUGCCUAGUGCGGUGUCAAAUAUGAUUUCAACAGCAGUGACAAAUUUGGUGCCAAGUGUGGUGCCAAGUUUGGCCUCAGGUUUUGGCACCGCUGGCACCUCACCCCGAGCUCAACACUCUCGCUAUCACAGGUAA